AUGAAUUUUAUAGACCUAAACUAAGAAUAUAGAGGUUGGAAAUUGCUUGGAAGUAAACUAAAAUAAAUCUAUUUUCAUUUUCGAUAAAACAAAGGCCAAGAGCUUCAUUAUAUAUAUAAUGGAGAAAUCAUUUAAACGUAAUAUUUCUAAUAAUUCUAAAGGAUUGAACAUAAUGAUUCAGAAACCAGACCUUAAAUAAUUACAAAUUUAGAAGUAGUAAAACAUCUUAAAUGGAUGGGUAAAUUAGAAAAAAAUGCAAAUAAAGUUGGAUUAUGGACAGCCUCUUGGAAGGGAGAAAUUUUGAAUGGCGUUUGCGGUCAUUAUAGCAAAAUAUAAAAUGAAAAAAAUUUAAUAAUUGUACUCUUUAGAGGGGAAAAAGUAAGGCUUAUGGGAAGAAACGAUAAACCAUUUCUAUGAGUAAGAAUAUCUUAUUAUUAUUAGUUUUGCAAAAGUCAAGGAAUUUGGAGAAUAUAUCAAUGACCUCAAGCAAGGCAUUUGGAAGUAUAUGUAUGAAAAAAAAUAAUUGUAAUAAAUUGUGCAUUCAAGCAACGGGUAUUUUAGAUCACAAUUUCUAAAGUUAAAUAUAUUAAAUCAGAAAAAGUAUUGA
Messenger RNA from Paramecium octaurelia, 607 nucleotides. Lineage: Eukaryota; Ciliophora; Oligohymenophorea; Peniculida; Parameciidae. The record is from the annotation of a GenBank genome assembly.